Messenger RNA from Corythoichthys intestinalis (scribbled pipefish), 1508 nucleotides. RefSeq names its product transmembrane protein 60-like. Lineage: Eukaryota; Metazoa; Chordata; Actinopteri; Syngnathiformes; Syngnathidae. The record is from RefSeq and is a predicted model, not a curated record. The transcript is spliced from 3 exons. Bases 186 to 587 code for a protein of 133 amino acids.
CAAGCGCGGAUAACGGAUCCACUCGCCCAUCUUCAAGCGGUCAUCUUUAUUAAACCUCAGGAAAUAAAAUAAUUAUUUUGAUUUAAAAAAAAAAAAACUAUUCUCACUGUAAUAAUGUAGGCCGUACGGCGUGAUAAGAGCUUGGACACCGAUGUAGGAAGACACCGAUCGCUUCUCAAGUCAAAAUGUCCCUGGCUCAAAGGGUCUUGUUAACCUGGGUCUUCACCCUGGUCUUCCUGACUUUGCUAGUCCUCAAACUGGAUGGAAAGGUGCAGUGGAACUGGUUCCUCAUCUUCCUACCUGUAUGGGUCUUUGACGGCAUUCUCCUUCUAAUGCUCACCAUCAAAAUGGCCGGUCGCUGCAAGCCGGGUUUCGACCCGCGGAACGGCUCGCCGGACCUGCGUUUACGCGCCUGGUACCUGGCGGCCAUGCUGCUAAAGCUAGCCUUCUGCCUGACGCUGUGCGCCAAGCUGGAGAAGCUAGCAGAGGUGAAGCUGACUUUGGUGUGCAUCCCUUUGUGGACCAUGCUGCUGGGGGCGCUGGUCGAGCUGGGCCUCAACAUCUUUCCUGAGAGGAGAGACGCCUGAAAGGGAUAAUGACUGAAUGUGUUAAGACUACUGUGAACCGUACACUGGAUGAUAACUUUACCUGUUUUGUUGCCAAUAUGUUCCAGUAUUGCUAAUUUGUGAUCUGUUGCACAUUUCUUGUUUCGUCCAAAGUACUGUAUUCUGUAGCUAAAAGUUAAAUGCCGAUUAGAAAUGAACAAACUACGCUACAUAAAUUAUUUGCAUUCUUUUGCACUGUGCUGAUGUUGGAAAUAAACGAUUCUGUAUUGAAAAUGUAGGACGUUUGGCCUCCAUUCGUGUACAUCGAUCUUAUGUUAUGAAAACUACACACAACAGCAUUCAACAGACAAAAUAGGCAAGGACGUAGGUUUGGUCUCAACAUUGGUAGGGACGAUAUAGCAUAACGUGCACUUCUAAGCAGCUACCUAUCCCAGUUUUGCAGGUUAGCAAGUUCACACAGUUUAAUGUUAGGCUAACUCUGAUGCAGGUCGGACUUUCAGUAGAAAAUUAGUGGUGUGUUCCCCACCUCCAAAACAUUGGCGUCUUUUUUAAUUCUUUACAGUGGUGCUGCUGGCCGAAAAAAACUUCUAAUAUCCCUCAUUGAAGGGGGUUGAUGAGGCGGCAUUUUUUUGACAUUUAUUUCUGUUGGGGCUGUGCGAGUGUGCGUGUCGGGUGUGGGUCAAGUCAUCAGCCAAUAAAGUGUGCGUUUGAGGGGGAAAAAUGGACCAACACAUUCAGCAAAUGAAAAGGGGUGAACAUGAUAAAAAUAGUUCUAAUGAAUAAUGUUAUGCUAACUGUGAUGCAGGUUGUACUUUUAGUAGCAAAAUUAGUGGUGUGUUCCCCACAUCCACAACAUUGACGCCUUUUUACAUUUCUUACACUGGCUGCUGCUGGCUGAAAAAAAAACUUUAAUAUCCCUAAUAUCAAAUGGGUGUGUGUAUG